GAAAGAACAGAUAGGAGGACUAGCAUGCGCAGAACACGUCAACACCCCGGAGACCACGUUAAAUCUGCGCCCCGCACAAAUACGCGGCAAACACCGUCUGAGGGAGCAGGUGAAGAUGGCAUCCCCUCGGGAGUCUUUCCUGUGCUUGGUCGUGUUGUUAUUUUGUGGGACCGGGCUGCGAUGCACGACCGUCCGACUUCACCAUCACCUCAUUCCCGAAGAACCCAUCGUGACGAGCGCUGUUUGUGUUCUGUCGGAGUCUGUCAACGACAACGUUACGGGAACGUUUAUUCUUCAGCAGAAGAUUAACGUCCAAGUGGUGGUCCGCAACCAGACAGAAUGCACUGACCCGGAUGGAGUGGUCAAAAUCAAAGGCGAUGUCGAAGGAUUGUCUCCAGGACUGCACGGCUUUCAUAUUCACAGAGUGGGAGAUCUUAGCGCAGGUUGUACGGGCACCGGCGACCACUUCGACGUGGGCGUCGGGAGCGAACACGGCGGCCGGCAGGACGUCUGGCGUCACGUCGGAGACCUGGGUAAUGUCGAAGCUGACACCACUGGAGAUUCUCACUUCUUGAUACACGAUUACGUCAUCUCCCUCAAUGGACCUAAUUCCGUCAUCGGGAGGUCGUUCAUUACAACAAGCCGCCGAAGGACGUACCGACGCGGAGAAACUGAAGACUGCCGAAGCGGUCUUGCAGCAGAAACGACUCUACCAGCGACAUCUGCGAUCCUUGCAGAAAGCUUCCACGACUGCAUCCAGGGAGGCUCUCAUACAAGGUUGGCCAUCCCACGUGUCUCCGUGGCUCAACCAGCAAGAACGGCACCUCCGCGAGCGACUCCGCAAACGGCGUUGCUUCGCGGACCAGGAACUUCUGGACGCCGUCGCCACUUCAACCCCUCUCCCUCCUCCACCCCAUAUGACGUCAUAUCGCCCCCCGGGAGAACUGCUAUUUCUACCUCCUUUCCACUUCCCCUUCCACCCCGUUGCGCCACCGUUCGCCGUAGCACCGGAAGAUCUGCUCAAUGACCUCACCAUAUCUCUGCCACAGCCAACGGAAGUGCCGGAAGACCCCGCCGAGGAUCGGACCGUCGUGUCGGAAGU
Ornithodoros turicata is the source of this 1102-nucleotide messenger RNA. RefSeq names its product superoxide dismutase [Cu-Zn]-like. Gene Ontology annotation, biological process: sex differentiation; regulation of transcription by RNA polymerase II; superoxide metabolic process. Gene Ontology annotation, cellular component: nucleus. The coding region runs from base 116 to 1027 and encodes 303 amino acids. The record is from RefSeq and is a predicted model, not a curated record. The transcript has 6 exons. Gene Ontology annotation, molecular function: DNA-binding transcription factor activity, RNA polymerase II-specific; copper ion binding; RNA polymerase II cis-regulatory region sequence-specific DNA binding. NCBI's taxonomy places the organism in Eukaryota, Metazoa, Arthropoda, Arachnida, Ixodida, Argasidae.